CGGAAGUGAGUGUGCAUGUUGCAGUGAGUACUUCCGGUGGCGGUGGUUGUCGCACGGUUGUCUCUUGCUGUGUCGGUUUAUCUCGGGAUCCAAACAUGAGGGAUGUGACCGCCUACCUACAGCUUCAGCAGAGCCAGAGCGCAGCCCCAGAGACCGCAGCAGUAUGGCACCAGCUGGAGGAGCUCUACAACAAGAAGUUGUGGCAUCAGCUGACCCUGCAGCUUCUGGAUUUUGUACAGGACCCAGAAUGUGCAAAAGGAAAUGGACUUAUUAAGUUCUAUGAGAACUUUAUCAGUGACUUUGAGCACAGAAUUAACCCCUUGUCCUUGGUGGAAAUAAUCCUCCACGUGGUGAGACAGAUGACAGAUCCCACAGUAGCACUCAGCUUUCUUGAAAAGACCCGAGAGAAGGUAAAGAGCAGUGAUGAAGCUGUUAUACUGUGCAGGACAGCUAUUGGAGCCCUAAAGCUGAACAUUGGGGACUUACAGGCUACAAAGGAAACUAUCGAGGCAGUGGAUGAGAUGCUUGGAGCACUUCCUGGUGUAAGCUCUGUUCACAGCCGUUUCUAUGACUUAUCUAGCAAAUAUUAUCAGACCAUUGGUAACCAUGCCUCAUACUACAAAGAUGCACUGCGCUUCCUUGGCUGCACAGACCACGAUACCUUACCAGUGUCUGAACAGCAGGACAGGGCCUUUACUCUGGGACUUGCUGGUCUUCUGGGAGACGGUGUCUAUAACUUUGGAGAGCUGUUAAUGCAUCCAGUGCUGGAAUCCUUGCGUAAUUCUGAGCGACAGUGGCUGAUAGACACACUUUAUGCCUUCAACAGUGGCAACGUGGAGACCUUUAGAGCUUUAAAAACUGCCUGGGGACAACAGCCUGACCUGGCUGCUAAUGAAGGCCUAUUGCUGAAGAAGAUCCAGCUGCUUUGUCUAAUGGAGAUGACAUUCACACGCCCAGCUAACCAUCGCCAGCUCACCUUUGAUGAGAUAGCGAAGAGUGCACAGGUCAAUGUUAAUGAUGUGGAGCUCCUUGUUAUGAAAGCCCUGUCAGUAGGGCUUCUCCGUGGCAGUAUUGAUGAAGUAGAUAAGAGAGUGCACAUCACAUGGGUCCAGCCACGAGUUCUAGAUCUUCAGCAGAUAAAGGGAAUGAAAGACCGUCUAGAGUUCUGGUGCACAGAUGUGAAGAGCAUGGAGAUGCUGGUUGAACACCAAGCUCAUGACAUCUUAACGUAGACAUUUCUUCAUAUUGUUGCAGCACAGAGAGCACCAAUCCCCUACUCCGUUAAAAGGACUUACCACAGUCUUCAGCACGGUGCAAGGGUUUAACAAGGACUUGUUUGAGAAUGAACCGGUUCCAUUUUUCUAGUUUGAAGACAUCUUAUCUGGCUUUAUCAGUAAAGCUGUGCCCCUGUUAUGGUAUAUGGUUUAUCUGCACUGAAAUGGCAACUAGAGAAUAAAUCAGUUUCUUACCUAUGAA
Molecule: messenger RNA, 1476 nt
Organism: Pelobates fuscus (common spadefoot toad)
Lineage: Eukaryota; Metazoa; Chordata; Amphibia; Anura; Pelobatidae
Gene: PSMD13
Product: proteasome 26S subunit, non-ATPase 13
Exons: 13
Coding region: 96-1232 (378 amino acids)
Biological process (GO): ubiquitin-dependent protein catabolic process
Cellular component (GO): nucleus; cytosol; proteasome regulatory particle, lid subcomplex
Molecular function (GO): structural molecule activity
Source: RefSeq, a predicted model, not a curated record